This is a messenger RNA of Paramuricea clavata, 2109 nucleotides long. The record is from the annotation of a GenBank genome assembly. Lineage: Eukaryota; Metazoa; Cnidaria; Anthozoa; Malacalcyonacea; Plexauridae.
UCUGGUUUUCGGCCUGGAGACUCAACGGUUAAUCAACUUGUUCUUAUUGUACAUAAGAUUUACGAAGCUUUCGAACAAGGUAAAGAAGUGCAAGCUGGUUUUUUUUUUGAUAUGACUAAAGCUUUUGAUAAGGUUUGGCACAAAGGUCUAUUGUUUAAGCUUAAAUCCUUAGGAAUCACUAACCAUCUGUUAGCUUGGAUAAAAAGCUAUUUAACUGAUAGAAAACAGCGUGUUGUUAUUGAUGGCCAAGCAUCAGAGUGGUCAAAUAUAGAGGCCGGAGUACCUCAAGGGUCAGUGUUGGGGCCUUUAUUGUUUUUGGUUUACAUUAAUGAUAUUACCACUGAUCUCGAAACUGAUUGUUUUCUUUAUGCUGAUGAUACUUCCUUGAUUGACGUGGUUGACAAUAUUAAUUCUUCGUCUGCUAAGGCGUAAAAAAAAAUACCUGUGGUUCCGGUUCCCGACCGACCCUAUUUUUCUUCUGCAGACCCUAUUAUUUUUUCAACGCGAUUGACCGUGCGACCCUAUUUUCUCCGGGUGGUUGCGGGCUGCUCAUACAGCGUGCCAAAAUGGCGUCUGUUGUUACACUAAUUAUUGAACCAAAUUGCCUAAAUUCGUCCAUAGGAAAUACGAGUCUCUAGUUAAUAUUGAUGUCGGGACUCUACUGCAAAUCGCCCAGCAAAAAACCGCCAAAAUCAUGAAAAAAAUAGUCAAAAAAAAAAUUAUUUCCGACCUACCGACCCUAAUUUUUUCACGAUAUGAAACCGGAACCACAGGUAUUUUUUUUUUACGCCUAAUAUAAUCAGAGACAAAUUUUUCUCCUCCUAUUUUUCUCCCCUACUAUUUUUCUCCCCUCCCCCUGAUCACAUGAGGGCACCCUUAUCACAUUGCACAGACUAUGUCAUAAUCUAUCACCCUCCGGACAGCGGAAAUUUCCUGCUCGGGGGUAGGGUGGAUCUUUUCUGGAACAACCAAUUCAGAUUUUUUAGAUUAUCUGUGAUGAUAAGCACGUGUCAUAAUGCCAUUGUCGUGCUAAAUAUAGCAAAAGUAUAGUAUAGCAAAUUGAUUAAUAAUUUCUAGGUGUUUGGUGCAGCGCCUCUGGAGAAUUGUGUGAAGGGCCUAAAACCACACAUCCUGCAAAGUUUGGAAGCGGCAUUGGCACAGCAGACACCAACCCCCAGUCAGGACAACAACGGCCUCUUUGAGCUCCCACCGUUGUACAUAGAUGGCAUCCCAACUCCCGUCGACAAAAUGACCCAAGCACAACUCAGAGCGUUCAUACCACUGAUGUUAAAAUAUUCCACCGGCCGAGGAAAACCGGGUUGGGGGCGGGAUUCAACAAAACCCCCAUGGUGGCCUGACGAGAUCCCGUGGCAAAAUGUCCGUUCCGAUACUCGCACUGAGGAGCAGAAAGCGAAGCUAUCCUGGACCAACGCUUUGAGAAUGAUUGUUAAGAACUGUUAUGAAUUCCAUGGCCGCUCAGAUCUAUUGCCAGAUUUCCAAGAUGGUGAUGGAUAUCAACAAGUACAGGGUACUCAUCCGAUCGUACACACCCUGACCAACGCAGAUGGUACUCUGUCCUUGGUACAGGUGGAUGCGACCGGGGCAAUUGUCAGUUCAUACACGGACGGAUCCACACAAGCAGAGUCGACGCAAGCAGUUGCAACCCUCUCAGAUGUAUCGGCAACAACCCAAGGCACACCGGUUACAAUAAGUAUCAGCGAGAUGUCGCAAGGUGAGGCAGCUGCCCAGGCAGCGGUCGCGACACUUGCCGAGGCAACCUUAUCCGAUGGAGGUCAGUUGGUCAUAUCAGAACAUGCAGCAAAUGCCCUGGCCAGCGUUGGCGAAUCAACUCUGAAUACGUCAAAUUUGGUAACUAUCCCAGUUCAUGCUGCGGCUGCCAUGAUGCAGAUUCAGAACGGUCAGAUAACAAAUUCUCAGACGCAGUACAUCGCCACAAGCAUACCGCAAGUUGCCAUGGCACCACAUUCUAACUUGCAUACAGUGAACUCGCCUCAGAGUAUUCAAACACAGCUUGUUGACUCCACCGGUGCUGAAAACCCCGUCCCUGGAGCCAGCCAAGCUGUUGAAGUUGUUACUUAUUCUACUUAA